This is a messenger RNA of Fimicolochytrium jonesii, 902 nucleotides long. Its product is annotated as AAA domain-containing protein. The transcript has 2 exons. The record is from RefSeq and is a predicted model, not a curated record. Lineage: Eukaryota; Fungi; Chytridiomycota; Chytridiomycetes; Spizellomycetales; Powellomycetaceae. Bases 191 to 754 code for a protein of 187 amino acids.
CUCUUUCGUCGGUGCUUCUCCGUCCAACCCGCCAUCUACUGUGCAUAUACGUCGUAGAACUUCUCUGCGGGGACGCAUAUCCCGACCCACAGAGGACCCUCGAGUGGAGUGGAGGACGUAACGUGGUACCGACUGCUUCCUCCUCUGGCAAUCCAGUGCGACGACUCUGGCGUUGGGCACAUUCUCAAACAUGGAGCUCAAUGCAGAACUUGCUAGUCGCAUCACGAGUCAUCUGACGGCCCGCGAUAACCCCCCCUUGGUCAUCAUGAUGUGCGGCAUCGCCGGGUCAGGCAAAACAACCACCGCCAAAAGCAUCUUGUCCGCCUUCCCAGACACAUUCACCCGCCUGUCCAUCGACGACCACAUCUGGACCCACUACGGUCGUUAUGGGAUCGAUUACACCCCGGCGGAAUACGAGUCGUUGCAAGACAAGGCUGAAGCCGCGCUGGAUGUGCGGUUGGUGGAGCUGCUGAAGGAGGGAAGGAAUGUGGUUCUGGAUUACAGUUUUUGGGAAAAGCGGGAUAGGGAGCGUUAUCGGGGGGUGAUUGAGGAGUGCGGCGGGAGGGCGUUGGUGGUGCAUCUUAGUGUGCCUAAAGACGUUUUGCGGGAGCGGUUGGAGAAACGGGGACGGGAGAGGUUUGAUGCUGAUGCGGCGUGGGUGAUUGAUGACAAGACUUUGGAUACGUAUUGGGAGGGGUUCCAGGUUCCCCAUGGGGAGGGUGAACUCGUCAUCUCCAAUUUCGUAGAGCCGUAGGACAUGGACGGAAUAGUAUGGAGGGACAUCGCCCUAUGAACCUCACAUUUGUGACUAUUGAGUCUCGCGGAGUCGUCCUGGGGCCCCUGGUUAUCCGACUGCACUCCCAAUAUACAGCACCGAACAGAGAUACCCGUAGGAAAAGCUA